AUGGGUUCCAUCAAAACUCCAGAUAGUGGACCAGCACCCACCGAUAGGCUUCCAGGGGGCUCCAGUGGGCGUUUAGUUCCUGAGGCCUUGGGUUGCCUUGAGACACAUGGGCAGCGGCGUGUGUUGGACACUGUCUCCCAGCUUCGAAAAUGUGGUUUGGACAGCGUCUUGUCGUUGCCGCAACUGGUGGUUUGCGGUGAUCAGUCGGCGGGUAAGAGCUCGGUACUGGAGGCAUUAACUGAGAUACCUUUCCCGCGCAAAGACAACCUGUGUACAAGGUAUCCGACUGAAAUAAUACUGCGGCACGGAACGUCAGAUUCACUCCAGAUUAGAGUGAUACCCGACCCCGAACGCUCCCCUGAAGAGCAAGAGUCUAUCAAAGCCUUUAGGGAGACCAUAACAAGCUUCGAUCAACUACCUCAAGUAAUGGAAAAAGCAAUGGAGCUGAUGGGAAUCGGGGGAGCGGACGAUGAUGAGGGCAGCAAUGAUAAUCACCGGCGAGCGUUUGCACGUGAUGUGCUCAGUGUUGAGAUAGAAGGGCCGAAUCGGCCGCAGCUCACGGUGGUUGAUUUACCAGGCAUAGUACAGUCGCAAACGAAAGACACCACGCAGGCAGACGUCGAUAUGACGGUGGAGAUAACAGAGUCAUACAUAUCUCAACCACGUACAGUCUGCCUAGCCGUCAUCUCAGCAACCAACGAUUAUGCCAAUCAACCAAUUCUCAACAAGGUUCGCCAGUUCGAUCCCAGAGGUGAACGUACACUGGGUAUCAUCACUAAACCAGAUCGGUUGCCACCUGGGUCGGAUACGGAAAACCAAUUCUUUCGGCUAGCUAAGAAUGAAGACAUACAUUUCGAACUGGGAUGGCACGUGUUGAAAAACCGAAGUUUUGAAGAGGCUGAAUUCUCAAUCCAAGAACGAAAUAGCUCUGAAGCGACAUAUUUUCGGAGGUCAAUAUUCGGAACGCUUCCUCCCGCGCAUGUGGGGAUCAGCAGCCUUGUCAACCGCCUAAGCAGAUUAUUAUUUUCGCAUGUGCAGCAGGCCCUUCCCAAGCUUCAGGAUGAAUUAAACGAAGCUUUAGAGGAGAACAGAAACGAAAUCUCUGCUAUGGGAGAGGCGAGGACAAGUCCCGAAGAAUGCAAAAUGUUCCUGUCCCGGUUGGGAUUGGAUUUCUAUGAGGUAUGCAAAGCUGCGGUCAAUGGCCAUUAUGAAGGGCAAUACUUCGUAUCCGAAGGCAAAGGGGCUCAUAUUCAGCGUUUGGCAUUGAAUCGGCGUCUGCGUGCUGCGAUCCAACUUAUGAAUCAGAAAUUUGCUGAGGAAGUCCGCACAAACGGACACAAAUACCACAUUCACGGAAUAGGAGAAGCUACCUCAAGCGCAAAGGAAGCGGAUACAGAGCCUCUCGAAUCUUCAAAAGAUGACGAAGAUAUGCUCUCUAAAGAAGUUGUGACUAGUCAGAAUGGCCGAAUUUUUCCGAAAAUAAAACUCCCUCAAAAAAUGUCACGCCGCAAAGCUAUUGCUUGGGUUAACGAUGUUGUUAUUCGGGCAAGAGGGCGGGAAUUACUCGGGAACUUUAAUCCUCUUGUGAUUGCCGAGCUAUUUUGGGAGCAGUCGUCGAAAUGGCAUCUCUUUGCCGAAACACAUAUAGACGAGGUAUCAGCGGCAUGCCAGCGUUUUCUGGAAAGUGUCCUGAAAGACAUGGCUCCUCUGGAUGUUUUCCACCGGUUAUGGCCCACUAUCUCGGAAAGGAUCAAGGCAAGGCACCGAGGCGCGCUGGAAGAGCUUAACAAAAUCCUGAAGGAUACUCGAAGCUACGUGAUCAAUUACAAUCAUUAUUACACCGAUACUAUCAAGAAACGGCAGGCUGAAAGGAGAAAAAGCCACAUGAGCGAAUGUAUCGAGAAAGCGACACAGUACAAAAAGCUUCCAGGAUGCCAGUCGGACCACCAUUUCCCAGACAUUGACAUUGGACAUGCCCUAGGUCUCUUUUCGGACCGCAUAGAUCCCGAUAUGAACAACCAUAGCUCUGAAGAAGUCCUUGACUGUCUUUUCGCAAUUUACAAGAUAAUGAUGCAGUCGCUCUAG
Messenger RNA from Aspergillus melleus, 2085 nucleotides. RefSeq lists its product as uncharacterized. NCBI's taxonomy places the organism in Eukaryota, Fungi, Ascomycota, Eurotiomycetes, Eurotiales, Aspergillaceae. Gene Ontology annotation, cellular component: membrane; cytoplasm; microtubule. The coding region runs from base 1 to 2085 and encodes 694 amino acids. The transcript is spliced from 3 exons. Gene Ontology annotation, molecular function: GTPase activity; GTP binding; microtubule binding. The record is from RefSeq and is a predicted model, not a curated record.